This is a messenger RNA of Dictyostelium discoideum AX4, 1641 nucleotides long. RefSeq lists its product as hypothetical. Lineage: Eukaryota; Evosea; Eumycetozoa; Dictyosteliales; Dictyosteliaceae. Bases 1 to 1641 code for a protein of 546 amino acids. The transcript has a single exon. The record is from RefSeq and is a predicted model, not a curated record. Gene Ontology annotation, molecular function: hydrolase activity.
AUGAAAAAUAGAAAAGAAAAACAACAACAACAAAUGUCUUUAAUGAAAGAAUGGGAUGAACCAUCGACAACAACAACAACAACAACAACAGAUCAAUCAAAUCAACCAUAUAAAUAUAUUGAAGCAAAAUGUAAUUUAAAUAAAGAAACAGAGAAAUCAAUUGGACAUCCAGUUAGUAAAUUUGCAAAGAUAGUAAUUGUUUUAUUGGCAAUAUCAUUACCAACGAUUUCAUUUGUAUUGGCAGCAAGAGUUAAAGGAAGAUUAACAUUACCAUUUUAUAUAUUUGGAUUACCAUCAUGGUUGAUAUUGGUACCAAUUUUAAUAUAUUUCUAUAGGAAGAAGGGAUUCUCCCCAUUUAUAAGAUCAAAAGGUAUCACUGCAUUAAUGGCAGUAUCAUUUUCAUUCUAUUCACUUUACAACAUACUUUUUUCAAUGUACAUUUUAAGACCAUUCUUUGUGGUGGAUCAAGAGAACAAUGCUGUCAGUGGGUAUAGAUACCGAGGCAUUAUGUGGCUACCAUUGCUCAUAUUGAUUUAUUUACACUCAACUGUUUACAUUCAACAUUUAGUAUUAUCAAAAUGUAAAAUGCGUCCAAAACUUUAUUUAUAUUUAGUGUCGUAUCCAUCAUCGGUAUUCUUCACAACAAUGAUACUAUCGAUACCAUUCUAUUUGGUUGUACCAUUCAUUCCAUCAUUGGUUGGUAUGUUUAUAAUGUUAAUACCAUUGGUGUUAAGUAUAAUCGGGUUAUAUCAAACACUUAUAACACGUCCACCAAAUAAAUGGCAAGUAAAAGACAUCUAUUUGAAAACAUCAUCAAAUGAAGAGAUGGAGAAUGAACAAUUGAUAACACCAAAGAAAUCAUUAAAACGUGUUAAAAUCCAACCAUUAUCAGAUCACAAUGAGCAAAUUGUAGACUUUAAACAACCACUCUCGAUCAUUCAAAUCGCAGAUCCACAUUUAGGUCCAAUGAUGUCAUGUGAACGUUUAACAGAGAUUUGUGAGAGUACCGUUAAAUUAAAUCCAGAUUUAGUACUAUUAACUGGUGAUUUCUUUACAUCCGAAUCAUUCAAUCCAGAGAAUACCUUGGAGAUAGCAUUGGCACCAUUAAAGAAACUACCACAUGGAAAGGUUUUCGCUUGUGUUGGAAAUCAUGAUUUAGAGGAAGGUUGUAUGGAAAUUUUAGAGAGAGCUUUAAAGACGAUUCAAUGUCCACUUUUAAUUGAUCAAAGUGUUUUGGUUGAAACUCGUAUUGGCAAAAUUCAAAUCACUGGUUUUGACUAUAGAAAUAAAGCAAGACAACAACAUAUCCAUGAGGUUUGUUCUGCUUAUCCACCCAUCCAAGGUAUACCAAGAAUUGCAUUACUUCAUGAUCCUGGUUCUUUUAAAUUCAUUCCAACCGAUUAUGGUUGUAUCACUUUCUCUGGUCAUACUCAUGGUGGUCAAAUUGGUAUUCGUUCAGAUUUACUCUCAUUAACAAUGGUUGGUAUCACUGGUAUUCCAGAUUAUUCACUUUGGAGAAAUGGUAAUAAUUAUCUUUAUGUUCAUACUGGUCAAGGUUGUAGAAGUAUGUUAGGUACUAUGGUAUUAAGAGUUGGUGUACCUGCUGAAGAUAGUUUACUUCAAGUUUAUUUUGAAAGUUAA